Messenger RNA from Coffea eugenioides, 894 nucleotides. Its product is annotated as RING-H2 finger protein ATL29. The coding region runs from base 1 to 894 and encodes 297 amino acids. The record is from RefSeq and is a predicted model, not a curated record. Lineage: Eukaryota; Viridiplantae; Streptophyta; Magnoliopsida; Gentianales; Rubiaceae. The transcript has a single exon.
AUGUCAAAUGAUGGCUCUCUCCGGCAAUCAGUUCCAACACCAGAAUCAUACAGCACUCCACCAAUUACCAUAGUCAUAACAAUCAUUCUUCUUGUGUUUUUCUUUGUGGGAUUUUUCGCAUUAUACUUUUGUAGAUGUUUCAUGCAGAAUCUAAUCCUCUCUUGGCACCUUCGUCAUAGUCCUGCAGCCACGCCUAUCGUUCCAACACAUCCACAAGACAACCCUGGGAUUGAUCCCAAAAUCAUACAAUCUUUCCCUGCAUUCACCUAUUCCAGUGUUAAAGAUUAUAGGAAGGAAAAAUAUGGGCUAGAAUGUGCCAUCUGUUUAGUUGAGUUUGGAGAUGAUGAUCUUCUUCGACUUUUGACAACAUGUUGUCACGUUUUUCAUCAAGAAUGCAUUGAUCUAUGGCUUGAGAAACACAAAACUUGUCCCGUAUGUCGAAGAAGGCUCGAUGAAUCGCCCGAGAAGUCCCCGAUAUCAUUCACGAAUACCAUGCGUCUCAUAAACGAAAAUGAGUCAUUGCCUGAAAGUGUUUCCAUCACAGUAAAGGAUGAAACUGAAGAUGAAAGAGGAGGCAGCGAUCGCGGCGAAAGGAGGACUUCUGCUACGGCUGCUGAUCACGUUCUAGUUGAAAGGCGGAACAAUAAUACUGAGCUGGAGAGAUUUUCAAGAUCACAUUCAACAGGACAUUCAAUAGUUAGGACUAAAGGAUCAGAAGAUCAGGAUAGGUUUACUUUGAGAUUGCCAGAGCAAGUUCAAGAAAAAAUUAUUAAGGGACAUAAUACAAGCAGAAGUUGCACAGUUUUUGGAGAAUAUAGAAGCCAAGAAACCACAAGAAAUGGUGGUUUUGGUGAAGUUUCAGGGCUAUCUGGUGCAGACAUCAACAAAGAUUGA